Mytilus californianus (California mussel) is the source of this 2400-nucleotide messenger RNA. Its product is annotated as protein SET-like. Gene Ontology annotation, cellular component: chromatin; nucleus. Gene Ontology annotation, biological process: nucleosome assembly. The transcript is spliced from 8 exons. Lineage: Eukaryota; Metazoa; Mollusca; Bivalvia; Mytilida; Mytilidae. The coding region runs from base 9 to 845 and encodes 278 amino acids. Gene Ontology annotation, molecular function: histone binding; chromatin binding. The record is from RefSeq and is a predicted model, not a curated record.
AACCGCACAUGCGCAAUCUUUUGAAAGCAAGCAAAAUGGCGACUCCUGCUAAAGUCACCAAGCCGGAGGGAAAAAACAACCACGAAGCUGCAGAUGAACAAGCAGACAAAGAACAGCAAGAAGCUAUUGAGCAGAUAGAUGAAGUACAGAAUGAAAUAGACAGAUUGAAUGAACAAGCCAGUGAAGAGAUUCUUAAAGUAGAACAAAAGUACAAUAAACUACGACAACCAUACUUUCAGAAGAGAUCUGACCUCAUUGCAAAAAUUCCAAAUUUCUGGGUGACAGCUUUUGUAAAUCAUCCCCAAGUUUCAGCACUGCUGAAUGAAGAGGAUGAGGAAGCACUACAGUUUUUAACCAAAGUAGAAGUACAAGAAUUUGAAGAUAUAAAGUCAGGUUACAAAAUUAACUUUCACUUUGACAGUAAUCAGUACUUUGAAAAUGAAGUAAUAUCAAAAGAGUUCCAUUUAAAUGACACAGGAGAACCUUCAUCGAAAUCAACUCCAAUAAAAUGGAAAGCUGGAAAGGAUCUCACAAAGAAAUCAAGUACACCAAGUAAAGGUGGCAGAAAAAGAAAUUUAGAAGAACAAGAAUCAUUUUUCUGUUGGUUUAGUGAUCAUGGCGAUGCUGGUGCUGAUGAAUUAGGGGAAGUUAUCAAAGAUGAUAUCUGGCCUAAUCCAUUACAAUACUAUUUGGCAUCAGAAAUAGAGGAAGACGGUGGUGACGAUGAUUUGGAUGAAGAAGGAUUAAUGGAUGAAGAGGAGGGAGAUGAAGAAGACUUUGAGGGAGAAGAUGAUGAUGGUGAAGAUGAUGAAGGUGGUGAAGAUGAGGGAGAGGAUGAAGGAUGAGGUGUUCCAAAUGUAGUUGUUGUCAUUUUGUCAUUCAUCACCCACCAGUCGUUAUCAUCUGUCAUAUCACAUUAAAGAGACUACAGAGACCAAACAAUCAUUGUGUCCAUUAAAUUAUGAUGGUUUACAUUUUUACAAAAUGUUUUAGUUCAUUUUAGUAUACAUUGUGAAAAGUCCAUUCAUCAUGUUGUGUGAUGGAAGUUCUCCGAGAUCAUGUGAUUGGUUUAUGGAAUAUCUUCAAAAUCUUACCGAACAACAAGAAUUUUUUACUAAUAUGCAGUAUAUAUAUCAUAUAUCAUGUAUGGUUGCAGUAGAUAUUUAUCCUGUUUCUAUUUUGACUUCCAACUCAAUAUAGUAUCUGAUUUUAUGAAUGGUAAUGAAUAGUUAUGAUACUUUUUAUAAGAAAUAGACGAUCCGAAUCGUUCUUAAUUCAAUACAAGUGUAAAAAAAUAAUAAAGUAACAGAAAAAAUCGACUUUUGAGAAAUUGUAUCAAAAAUAUUAAUUUUUCUUAAUCCAGUUUUGAGGCUGAAAAUAUGUAUCUUCUGUCUCUCUUGUACAUAGUUAAUAAGAAACUUUGCAUUAGAUUUAUUAAAUCAGGAAAUUUUCUUUUUAUUUAGUCAUUAAAAUAAAACUUUGUCUUAGUUGUUAAACCAGCUUGACCAAUGAAACUUCAAGCAUGUUUUGAAUGGUUUUUGGAUGAUUGUCUAAUGUUAAGCAGGAUUUACACUGCUAAUAAAUAUUUUUUGCUUCAUAAUUCAAAAUAUACAUUUUUGGUCAUAAUCAUGAUUUCAUUAAGAUAUUAUGGGAUGUGCAUUUAGAAUUUUCUAAAUGACAAAACUAAUGCAAGAAACAUCUAGAUAGUGAUGUCCUGUUGUUUUUUUGUGUUUUUUUUUUUUCUUAAAUAUUAAGUACAAGGGUAAAAAAAAUGGAAAGUUUAACCUUUCUUUGAAAUUUUACCAGAGAACACUAACUUAACAAUAAUCUUCUGUUAAUUUUGAAAGAGCAUAGUGCUUCGAGUACAGGAAUCUAAACGCACAGAUUCCAAAGGAACUCACCUUCAAGAAUAGACCUGCAGUAUUUUUUGAAAAUGUAAGGGUCAUGUUAUUUAAACUAGGGCUUAAAAAGUUAUUCUUCAGAAUAAAUUUAAAGUAAAUGGAGAAUUCUAAAGAUAACAACUUACCAACGGGUGCUUACAAUCUGCCAAAGGCAUUAGAAGUAUUGUUAUGUAUUGUUGGUCAUUUUGAAAUGUACAAACCAUUACUUAAUCAUGUAUCGACAAACCUAUGUUUUAUGGUUUUAUAUAGUUAACUUACUGCAAUACUGAAUAUAGCAACCAUAAACAGAAAGAAAUCCAGGUUGUUCAAAAUUAAAAUAGCUUUUUUGAAUAUUGCUGCAUCAUGGGUUGAAAAGCAAAUUUUAUUUAAAGUGUAAUUAACUCCAAUGUGGAAUGUGCUUUUAUGCUCACAAAACAAAUGUGCAUUUUGAAGUAUUUCUGUAAACUGAUAGCAUGAUAUUGAUGAAUAUUUCAGGUCCAAAUAUAAAUUCUGGAAACAA